Messenger RNA from Mauremys mutica (yellowpond turtle), 2342 nucleotides. RefSeq names its product nucleolar protein 3-like. NCBI's taxonomy places the organism in Eukaryota, Metazoa, Chordata, Testudines, Geoemydidae. The transcript has 3 exons. Bases 228 to 914 code for a protein of 228 amino acids. The record is from RefSeq and is a predicted model, not a curated record. Gene Ontology annotation, biological process: regulation of apoptotic process.
UAUUCUGCUACCGAAAGCAGAGCAGAUUCCUCCCUGGAAGACAAGCUCUAGAGAGCAACUCAGCUUUUCUGCUGUAUGAAACAGAGCCAAGACCACACUGCAGGACAGGAUCUCUCGCCUAGAGUGACUCUGCAUUUCUGCUCUGUAACGCACAGCAGACACCUCGCUGGGAGGUGGGAUCUCUCUCGACUCUCGCAGACCCUAGCAGAGCCUGUGAUUCGGUAGCAAUGGCCACUGGCGACAAAUACACGAUUAUACGCACCAAACGCAAAGAGCUGAUAGGAAUCAUUCAGAGAGACCCCGAGAGCGUCUUGGAUGAGUUAUUAGUCCAGUCCGUCAUCACAGAGGAGGAGUACGACAGCGUGAACCAGCUACAAGACAAAGUGGCCAGAAUUAGGAAAUUGCUGAUUUACAUACAGAAAAGGGGGGAGUCGACCUGCCGAGACUUUCUGGAGUGUUUAGAAAUCUUAUUCCCAGGCACAAAUCGGCUUUUGCAACCUUCAGAAUAUGAUUUUUUCAACCCAGAGCGAGAUUCACGCACUGUGCGAGACCCAGAACCAAGGGAGAGAGAUUUUUUCAAUCCAGAGCACCAUACAGAGCUGAAGGAUGAAGAUGGUUUCAAUCCAGAGCAGGAAUCGGAGACUCAGCGAGACCCAGAGCCAGAGGAGAAAGAUGGUUUCAAUCCAGAGCCCGAUCCACAGCUGGAGGAGGAAGACAGUUCAAAUCCAGAGAAGGAAUCAGACAUUGAGCCAGACCCGGAGACGGGUGGUUCCGAUUUGGAGCAGGAAUCGGAGACUCGGCGAGAUCAAGAGCCCGAGGAGGAAGAUGGCUCAAAUCCAGAGGAAGAAUUAGAGACGGAACCAGACCCUGAGCCAGAAGGUUCAAAUUCAGAGCAGGAAUCGGAUACUCAGUGAGACCUAGGAAAAAAACCAUCUCUCAAAAGGUACAUCCUCAUAGGUGAUUCAUUCUAUAUCCAUAGAGUCCAAUUUUGACUGCCAUGGGCUACCCUUAGAGUUUCAACCACUUAUAACCAGUAAUUCACUCCAAGAGGCCACCGAUGGAGAAGAGUAAUUCCCUCGCUGUUGCCAGGAUUGCGUUGUUAACUAGAAGGGGGAUCCCUGUGAAGCGCUGUGCAUGAUCAUAGCAGCACCACGAUUUCUUCAUCCUUCGGGACGUGGGGUCUGGGAACAUCCCUCGGGAAACCGCAGAUGGGCUGGCCGAAAUUUCCUGGUAUUUCCCUGCUGGGAGGGAGAAAUCAAAUGCACCCGUGUGAACUAUCCCAUCCAGCGCAAAUGGUCAGGGCGCCGGCAGGAGAAGUGGGAGGCCGCAACCAUUUCUCUAAUUGUGGCUCUUGCAACUGACAUCCAAGCCUUUGUCACUUCGCUGUUAGACCCGGUCAGACACGGCAGCUGGCGCAGAAUUCGGCAGCUAAGCAAGGUGUCAUUUCACGAGCCAAACCUGUGACCCAUAAUGGCUGCCAAUUGGUUCCCAGAUUGACUUGAAGAUCUUGGUUAAACUGCCAGGUGGCAUAAGACCUACCUAUUAAUAGCUGCUUCUCUCCCUGUGAUAUCUGCUGUCAUGUCCACCCUCUGCCUAGCUCCUGUCUCACCCACUGAGCUGGGAAGCUCAGAUGCAUUCUGCAGUGGUUCCCUCACUUGACCAAUGGUGGUGAAUCUUUCCUCUCCAGGGCCUCGCUCUUAUCUCUUCUUCUCGCUGCUUCCUUAUAUUUUACCAUCACUCCCUAGAUGCAGCCCCCUUGCACUUUCUUCACUGGAUGCCAAUGGCCAAAAUACUCAUUUUAUUAGCCCCAUCUGAAGCCCUUCACCAUCCAGCCCACCCCAAAAAAUUGGGUGACGCUGGCCAAUUUCCCCAUCUCCCGCUUCAUCCCAUUAUUCUCAGCCCGUAAUAAAUGUAGGGAAUAACUCCAGCCCUGGUACCGAUCCCACCCCUCGCACACACUCUGAUGGAGGUGGAGUUGCAUCUUCAAACCAGUUUGAUUAUUUGUACUCACUGCUCCUACGGAGGGCAAGGAGGGGUUGAGGACGAGCUCCAGAACUUUUCAAUGCACAGUGGCAUUGUCAGGAACUAUUAGGAAAGAGAGAGAAAAAUAAGACAGAAAAAUAUCAUCAUGCCACUGCACAAAUCCAUGGGUUCAGAAAAGAGCAACCAAGAUGAUCAAGGGUAUGGAACAGCUUCCACACGAGGAGAGACUACAAAGAUUAGAGCUGUUCAUCUUACAAAACAGACGACUAAAGGGGGAUAUGAUGGAGGUCUAUAAAAUAAGGAACAGAUGGGAAAAGGGAACAGAGAAGUGUUAUUUACCUUUUCCUACAACUCCAGGG